This is a messenger RNA of Phyllostomus discolor (pale spear-nosed bat), 1121 nucleotides long. RefSeq names its product galectin 9 (gene LGALS9). The record is from RefSeq and is a predicted model, not a curated record. Lineage: Eukaryota; Metazoa; Chordata; Mammalia; Chiroptera; Phyllostomidae. Gene Ontology annotation, molecular function: carbohydrate binding; galactoside binding. Gene Ontology annotation, biological process: negative regulation of CD4-positive, alpha-beta T cell proliferation; positive regulation of gene expression; negative regulation of type II interferon production. The transcript is spliced from 4 exons. Gene Ontology annotation, cellular component: nucleus; cytosol. Bases 99 to 518 code for a protein of 139 amino acids.
AGCAUCCCCCUCAGAGAGUGUGGGGGCCUGGGUGUGGACGCAACCCCACACUGAAUGUCCUGGGCUCUUCUCAAAACAACACUGUGAUCCCACCUGUGAUGUACCCCAUCCCCACCUACCUGAUACCUUACUUCACCGCCAUCCCGGGUGGGAUGUGCCCCUGCAAGAGCAUCACCGUGUCAGGAACUGUCCUGCCCAGUGCUGAGAGGUUCCACAUCAACCUGCGCUCCAGGAGUGACAUCGCCUUCCACCUGAACCCCCGUUUUGACCAGAACACCGUGAUCGGAAACACGCAGAUCAACGGCUCCUGGGGGCCUGAGCAGUACUCCAUAUCCAAGACAAUGCCCUUCUCCAGAGGCCAGGGCUUCUUGGUGAGGAUCACUUGUGAGGAUACUGCCUUCAAGGUGGCGGUGAAUGGUCAGCACCUAUUUGACUACAACCACCGCCUGAAGGACCUGCCUGCCAUCAAUGUCCUAGAAGUGGCAGGUGAUGUUCAGGUGACCCAUGUGCACACAUAGACAGGACUCUUGGUCCUGGGGUCUCGGGCUAGAGCAUUUCACUGUCCAGAUCUGCUCAUCACCUCCACUUUCCCUGUCCCUGUCCCAGCCCUUCCCAGCCCACCGAGGAUCUGGAGACACCAGGUCCCUUCUGGCUGCAGCGCCCCUGGGGUGGAGGAGGCAGCUGGCUGGGGCUGUCUGCCUCAGCCAGGGCACCACCUGGGGCUCCGGCUGCCCAAUCUUAACAUCUGAGGAAGGGGGUGGUGUGUGCAGGUUGAAGCCCCAUGUUCUGUCCCCUGGGCACAAAGUGAGGGUCGUGGGCUUUCCCAAGCCCCCAGCUUACACCUUGUCUACCUUGGAUCCCAUUUCCCAGAGUCCAUUCAAGUCCACCUCAGGCUCAAGCCACCACCUGGUCACACACGGGGGGUGGUCUCCUCAGGUUUCCUGUUUCUCCAACCUUUACCCUUUCCUUGUACCAUCACCAACCCUUGCUCCUCUCCAAGAAAGUGAGCCCGAUUGAUACCUGCUGGUCUCCACCAACAAACAGGACCUUCUUUAGCUGGAAGCCCCCCUUUUCCAUUGUCCUUCAAAUAAAGUGAGACAGAAAUAUCCCUGGUGGCCCAC